ACUCACUGCGAGAUGUUGCAAUGGUAGCCUGUAUCCGCCAAGUAUAUCGGUAAUAGUUUUUAAUCAGUGAAUGGAAAACCCCGGGAUGGAAAUGACGAAGAUAUAAGAAUUCGAAACAUCGAGUUCUCUCGGCGGAUGACGAGAUAGUUAUGUUGAAUUCCGAGUAAAUGUCAGUUACUACUAGUACAUGAUAACAGGGACGUGAGAGGGAGAAAGGAUGUAUAGGCCUAUCGAAUAUAACGAUGGAUCUUCUUAUGAGCAUCUUUGUAUAUGACAUGUUAUAAUACAAGACAACGAAUGGUCCACUGAAUUCCAAAGUAACAUUGUUGCCACCGAACCGUGAAGUUUCAUGCAAGAGAAGGGAGAAAGGGGUAUCGAGGUGAUAAUUUGAAAUACACAUAUCUAUAAUGCCCAACCAUCAAAACUGUUGUAUAGCAACUAUGGAGGAUCUUUGUCUAAUUAUUGCUAAGGAAACUCGAUGUCCAUCUUGCCAGAAGGAGUUGCAGGACCCCAAGGUAUUAUCAUGCUCCCAUACUAUUUGCCUUCAAUGCUUAGAACAAACCAUCCAAUCUGCAGAAAGUGCUUUCAAGAUCACAUGUCCAAAGUGCAAGAAAGAUACUUUACUUCCAUCAGAUGGACUCCAAGGUAUUCCAACAAACGAUGUCAUGGUGUCUUUAUUGUCUGCAGUCAGUAUAUUCAAGGUAGAACACGGACUUUCAAAGAAAAUGGAUUUAUGGAAGUUUAGUGUGAAGGAAAUAGACCUUCCUUCCAAGGAUUGCGCAAACGGACUUUCAGCCACGCAGGACAACAGAGUGGGCCUUGUUGAUCGAUUCGGAGGCAUCCACCUAUAUUUCCCAAAUGGAUCCAUGGAAACGAUUCUCCCCGAUGUACAGAAGAUACAAGGGGCAGUAUUUUUCAAGAGUGGUCGAUUUGCAGCUUUGUUUAAUGACAACUCUCUCCGUCUUUACAAUUCAUGUAGCCGAAGUCUUGGCGAGAGAUUUGAGACGAUGAGUGUUGAAGAUGGCGGCAGUAGUGUACUAGCCGGCGAAGAAAAGGGAAACAUAUUUGUCGGCUAUAAUGGCAUGGGAAAGGGUAAGAUCCAAGUUUUCACACGAGAAGGCGGUAAACCUGUCAAAGAGAUACCUUGCGUUGGAUUUAAAGUCAAGAAGCUACUAUCGUUAUCUUCGGAGAAUUUAUUGGUUGCUGAUAUUUGCUACAAUGGAGGAUAUAUUCGUUCCUCCAAAGUCAUCCUUAUCGAUGAGGCUGGAAGAAAAAAGUGGUCAAAAGAGAGACAGGAUGUCCAAGUUCAGAUUGCCAGUGGUCAAGAUGAUACUAUCUUGAUCUCGUGGCUCAAGUCUGACAUCGAAAAUAAGGGACUACUGACGAUUGAGCAAUAUUCAAAGGACAUGAAAAGUAAGAAGAUUUUAAUAUCAGAUUAUGAAGUUGUGACCUCUACCUGCCCUUCGUACCAUCUACAACAAUACUUAUCUGGAGAAUUGGCAUUUUGUACAGCAGAUAAGCUGUAUAUAUUAACAAGAAUCGCAUAAUAAUAUUUAAGAAAUCUGCUAGCACCUAGCCAAGCACAACUUUUAAUAGCAGUAUAGCACCCCUUUUCAUAUUUAUUUCGGUCUGUGGUUGUGUGUGCUUCAUCUACCUUUAUUGUUUUACAUCUAAAUUUGAUGACAUUUUAAGUGAUAUGCUUGUCUGAUUUUUCUUCAAAUCGACUUGUUGAGGGUUGGACUUUGUAGUUUUAUUACACGUUUAAACUGACUUGGCAUGUAUCAUAUCUAACAUAAACUCGAAAGUGAUUUCACUGUACAUGCAUUUUGAUGUUAUACGCAUGUAAUUAAUUUAAAGUUAAAUUUUAUAAUUUGAAGUUCCCGACCUUUCGUUGGAGAACGCGAACGCUUAUUUGCGACGGUAUUGAUUUUGGAAGAGACUUUUGGGCCCGUCGUCAUGGUCGUAAAACUCUGUCCUGCGAUGCAAAUUGUGUGACAUUAGAUUUUUUUUCGUUUCGCAUCUGGAACGGAAAGAUUCAAUCUGCGUUCGUGUGCAAAAAUCUGGUUGCUACUAUGGUAACAGCGAUAUAUCCGAUUUAGGACGACUUUCCAAUACUUGAAGGGUUUCACAAGCUACAUACUUGUUAAGAGAUGCAUUUUCAUACUCUGGAAAAGACUUGCUUCCCUUGUUUGUUUACUCCUACACAAACGAUAUGCCUCUAGCACACAAUGUAUAGGCCUACUGCAUAUGCUGUGUACAUAUCAACGCAUGCGAAAUGGUUUCGGCUGGAAGGGUGAUCUGACCCAUGGAAUUAAUUGCCAGUGAUCCACCAAUAAUCAACAUUAAAUGCAAUAUCGAUUCGAUGGACUGUAAUGAUCUAUAUCUAAGCCUUAAUUCAGUAACCUUUUCCUCAAUCAAUAUGUACUCGAUUUGUUUGAAAAACCACUUUCUUAUCCAUGUCAUAAUCUAUUGUAGGUCCUGCAUUUCGAAUAUCUCCAGCCAUCAGUCGUAAUGUACAUGCAUGUAUGGUGCGGGUGUCGCGGGAAAGAAUUUUGCACACGAAAAGCAGAUAUGUAGGGCCUGUAACCCCCCUGUAACACAAAGCUUAGCAUUGAUUGUAGAGCAAUUUUUACGUUUGAUUCUAUUGACUAUAAUGUACAAUCAAUCUUAAAAAUCAAGUAUAUGAUUAAGCGUUAACUUUUGUGUUAGGGGACCCUAAUAUUAGCGUCCGUGAGGAUUGCGAAAGGUCCCAAUUUACAGUGCAUGCCUACAGGAUCAUCAUGGGCAGUGGUAGUUUAAUUUUAUCUGUUGUGAUUUUUUUAAAGUUCAACCUGCAAAGAAAAAUCUUUUGUAACGUAUGAGGUAUAAUGGAUUUAAACGAUUUAAACACUUCAAAUUUCAAUACUCAAUGCAUGAUAUUUAUCCCUUAAUAUGUCUACAAUAGAUGCUUUCACAGGUCUUUGGAGAAGAAUAAUAUAUCUGUAAAGCGCUUAGACACGUCGUUCCGAUGUACUAAACGCUAUAUAAAAGCUGAUCAUUAUUAAUAGAAGAAGAAAAAUCAGACGAAAACAGUGUUGAUGGGCAAAAGGGUUAUACCAAUAUUUACAAAGAGAAAGAGAGAAAAUAUGUUAAAUUGAUUUCAAGUCCUGUAUCGGCCGCACAGAAACGCUGUUAGCGUAACAUUGCGCCAACACUGCGCUCACAAAGGGCCCUGUUACAACCGGUGAUCUCGCCGCAAUGGCUAAUGUCAAAGUAAUGCAUUAAGCAUUAUUUACAUCUGGGAUCAACGCUUGACAUCACAAUCUGUAUAUCAUUAUUCAUUAACAAUCAGCUACUAUCAACAUGGGUAGAAUGAUCGCACAGAAGGCACAGAAAGCACUGUUAGGGCACCGUUUGGCGCGAGUGUUGUUAGGGGAUUUGAUUUAGGCAAAAUCUAUAAUUUGUGCGAAGUGAUCUAGAUUUAACUUUAGAUUUAGUUAUGAUUAUUUGCACAUCCUACAAGUUUUAAAUCUUGUCUAGGAAAUGGUAAAGGAAUGUAAUUUAUUGUUAUAUAGGCCUACAAAAAUGUCCUUAUUAUUACAUUUUAAACAUGAAAUGACAGCAAGUAGUAAAUAUCUAUUUACUAAUUUAGUUUUUAAAAAAUAUCGAAUAAGCUUUAAAAAGAUAAAGAAAAUUAGCAUAUCAUGAUAUUACGAUGGAGAUUCUGUACCAAAAGAAAAUGCAAUCCCACUUUUCAUCAGUUUCUUUUGUUUGAAAAUGCUCUUCACAGACUUCACUCAUCAUGCUCAUGAUAGAGUAUUUGCCAAGGAUGAUUGUCGUGCGAUAAAUUUCAUCAGCUAUUGUUCUUCUUUCUAAUGUAGGGUCUAUUCUUAAAAAUGUCUUCAAACACUGGAAGAAAAAAAUAUUGGCACUAAUCGUCAUCCCCCGCUAUAUACCCAUUCUUAAAGGGGUACUCGAGGCUGAAGAAAAUAAUUCGGUUUGAACAGUAAAGUGAGACAAACAAAACACUGACAAAUUGAUAAAAAUUGAAAAUGAAUACAAAAAAUUAUGCUAUCUUAAAAUUUUGCAUUAGGCCCUAUUUCGGUGAAAUUUAUAUUCAUGUCUUCAGGAAUAUGCAAUGAGGGUCUGUUGUGUCAUACAAAAUCAGGUUUAUUUAAAUUUUGGCCACCCAGAAUAUUGCUUCAAAGAUCAUCAUUUUGUUACUCGGGUGACAUACACACAUUUGAGACAAUUACGAGUUCAUUUCAAUAAAAUCAGAAAAAGUGGAAAGAGCUAGAGGAUAUGACAUCAUCGUUCCAUUUAUUGCAUUUUCAUGGCCACAUGCUGCCCAGUAAUAUCCUUUGCAAAAUACAGUGUUAAAUUUUUAAUAUUCAAGAAUUUUGUUAUUUUUUAUCAGAUUUUGAUGAAAUUUACAGUAAUUUGCUCAUCUAAUUUUACUCCAUUUAUUCAUAUAUUGUUGUUUUGGCCCGGAAUACCCCUUUUAUUCGGUCGAUGUCUAUUUUAAAUUACUUGGUAUAAGUAAGGGAGACAAGUUUUAAAGGGAGAAAUUAUUCACUAACAUCGUCACUAUUGGUGCCCUCGGCACUGAUAGCGAUUUGUAUUAACAUUAGCGCCACUAUUAGCUUCUGCUGGGCCUUUUAUUGUUAGAUUAUUAGGAAUUCGGCUAAGCUUCUGUGAGUUUAUCGAUACCGAUAGACCUACUGUUAGUGCUCUGUUGGUGAAAACAAUGCGACUAGGCGGUGGUCGCCCGUGAACGGUGUGACUGGACAUAUAUACUGUUAGCGUUCUGUUACGCUAACAACGCUUCUGUGCGGCCGGCACUGCUGAUGAAUUGUAAUGAAUUACAAUGUAAAAUUUCCUCAUUUCGUAAUUUCACGCAGUAAAUUUCAUGUUUUGAU
This is a messenger RNA of Lytechinus pictus (painted urchin), 4898 nucleotides long. RefSeq lists its product as uncharacterized. Lineage: Eukaryota; Metazoa; Echinodermata; Echinoidea; Temnopleuroida; Toxopneustidae. The coding region runs from base 408 to 1547 and encodes 379 amino acids. The record is from RefSeq and is a predicted model, not a curated record. The transcript is spliced from 2 exons.